CAGAUUAAAAUGUCCAAGACCAAGGCCAAGGCCAAGGCUCAAAAGGGCGCCGACAAGGCUGCCGACAAGACACUCACCAAGGUCAAGGAUGGUGGAAUUACCAAGCCGUCGCAGACUCCUAAGGCCAAGAGCAAGGAAAUCGCUCGGAAGCUUAUCGCCAACGAAGAGAAAGCUGCUAGCAAGAACAGGAAGAAGAAGGGGCCGACUCCUAGCAGCUCCGAAUCUGAAUCGGACAGCGACGAGGAGAUGGCCAGCGUGAGUUCUAGCAGCGAGAGCGAAAGCGAGAGCGAGGUCGAGACCAAGAAGCCGGCCAAGGAGGGCGCGAAGGCAUCUAAAGACACUGCUAAAGCUAAGCCUGUCGAGUCGUCCGAGUCCGAAUCUGAAUCUGAAUCCGAUUCUGAGUCUGAAUCAGAGUCCGAUGAGUCGGAUUCGGACUCUGACGAAGAGUCCGCCGAGGACAAAGUUGCGAAGAAGACCGGAGUCAAACAGGCUAGCGAGGACAGCGAGGAGUCUGAAUCCGAGGCUGAAUCUGAGUCCGAGUCAGAGGCCGAGUCCGAGUCCGAAUCUUCCGAAAGUGAGGAUGAGGCUCCGGCCAAGGUCAAGAAACCUGAGCAGCCCGCAAAGGUCAAUGGGGCCAAGGUUCGUCGACUUCGAUCACUUCUCUGA
Rasamsonia emersonii CBS 393.64 is the source of this 666-nucleotide messenger RNA. RefSeq lists its product as uncharacterized. NCBI's taxonomy places the organism in Eukaryota, Fungi, Ascomycota, Eurotiomycetes, Eurotiales, Trichocomaceae. The transcript has a single exon. The annotation marks the transcript as partial. The record is from RefSeq and is a predicted model, not a curated record.